AUGAAAUAUUUCUUAAUCUUUCUCGCUUUUGCAGCAGCAACUGCGAUCGCUUAUCAAAUACCAUAUUACAUUUUCAUGGACUGCUAUGAUCCCAUUUGCAGACUUAAGAACAUGUAUGGAUUUCAUUGCAAAAAUGGUCUCUGUUCUUACGUCUGUAAUGCUGGUGGAUGUCGGUCUGAUGGUCUCCCAAGUAGGAGUAUGCUCGGUGCGUCAAAUCUAAUUUUCUAUGGUUGUGAGAACCCAAUGUGUGUGAUGGAUGGUUUCUAUGGGUAUGGUUGCUAUAGUGGAGCAUGCCAAUUCAUUUGCUCAGACACCGGUUGCUAUGAGGGCACUCGCGUGAACCCGGAAUCCAGAAAGACAAGGAGAAACAGGAAGAAGAAACUCGGUGAGAAAUAUGUUAAACUUCAAGAGGAAAUUGAGAGUCGGGAGAAGAGUGAGUCUGAAAAAUCCAAAGAUGAAAUCGCAACUUCCGAACCGGUCAUCAAGACAACAACAACAGUGGGACCUUUGUCACCAAACCACAAUGUAGCCAUCACAACCGCUGGAACUAAAACUUUUAUUGAUGAAGCCAAAACUACUGUCCCAACGCCGAAAGAAGACAGCCCGACUCGUUCUCCCACCUCACUAGCCAAGGUAACAGAGGCUUCAGAAGGUAAAGCUGCAGAUUCAAGGAUUGCACCAGAAUCCAAUCCUCUGGAAGAGAAGAAGCCUCCAAAGCAAACAACAAAGAAGGAAAAUAAGAAAGUAGAAAAUGAACCAAUGGAAGUUGCCAAGAAGAAGGAGAGUAAGAAAGCAAAACCGAAGAGAAUGUAG
Molecule: messenger RNA, 813 nt
Organism: Rodentolepis nana
Lineage: Eukaryota; Metazoa; Platyhelminthes; Cestoda; Cyclophyllidea; Hymenolepididae
Source: the annotation of a GenBank genome assembly